Messenger RNA from Dermatophagoides farinae (American house dust mite), 3189 nucleotides. RefSeq names its product glucose dehydrogenase [FAD, quinone]. Lineage: Eukaryota; Metazoa; Arthropoda; Arachnida; Sarcoptiformes; Pyroglyphidae. Gene Ontology annotation, molecular function: flavin adenine dinucleotide binding; oxidoreductase activity, acting on CH-OH group of donors. The record is from RefSeq and is a predicted model, not a curated record.
ACACUUUACAAACACAUUGGUCACAUAUGCUGACCUAAUGAUUGAUCGAUCGAGUCAUUGUAGCCAUCGGUGUCAUUAUAACCACUGCUAUUAUUGAUUGCCAUUGCUCAUCUCAUCCAUUGACCAAUCUAAUUAUCCGAUCGACAAUCAAACGAACCGAAUGCAAUUACCGGCCAAAAGAUCUUUGGUGGUCACAAUGGUUGGUCUGGCCAAGUUAACUGAUUGCAAUCUUGCCAUCGGUGACAAGUUGUUGGCUAUCAUUAUCUGUCAGUACCUCAAUUUCCGGCUCAUAGUCAAUUUCAUUAAUCAAGCAGAUUAUAUCAAUUGUUUGAAUCAUCAUUCAUCGCUCAUAAUUCACUAGGUUAUUAUCUGUCCUGACAAUUGUCCGUCCAUGGGUCAAAUGGACAUCCUGCAAGCAAGUUUCAUUCACUCAAACGGACAAUGUAUGAAUGUUUGUGUAUUGUGUACAUUGGGUGGCCAAUGAUUAGACAUCUAAUUUGAAUAUCCGAGACUCGGAUUUUUAAGUUAGAUAGUUAUGAUGGCACGCACAUACUGCUUGGUGAUGCUAAAUUGGGACAGUCAUACCAUACACGCUGGUGGUGGUCAAUGGGCAGCCCUGACCAACGUCGUUAUAAUGGACAACCAUAUCUGACAUGUGACUAUUGUUGAUCAUCUCUUUAUUUUCUCUACGAUCCGUACAUUGCACACAUAUACUCAACCAUUUCUCUCACCCGUUCAAUCGGAAAGUUAUUCCUUCAUUCAGUGAAUGAAUGAGUAAUUGGCUUGUUAAUUUCCCUAUUGGUUUGUGAGUGGGCCAGAUGAGAGAAAGAAAUGAAUUGGCGCCGAUAUCAAGUGGAUGGUUUAUUAUAUAAAAUACAAUAUUUCAACAUUACCAUUUGAACGCUGGUCAACGCCGAUCCGUAUAUAUAUAUUUCGAUCAGUCAUAGCUCAAUGAAUAGUGAUUGCCCUACCUAAUGAUGAUGAUGGAACGUAUUGAUUGUGCUUGCCAAGAAUCGAUCAAAUAGAAAAUAAAUCUUUAUCAGUGAUUUCUAAUUGACUAACUGUCAUCAAUGAAUGCAACUUGUGUCAGCAUCUAAUUCCGUGCAUUUUUUUUUUGUUCUAGAUUCUUCAACCCUCAUUUCCCUUUUAUUCGUUAUGGCAAUUGCUCGUUCUGUCUUACCAGUUAUUCCACUACUCAUGCUGAUGCGACGUCAUGAUUAUGGUCAGCUGCCUACGACAUCAAAUAUUAUACAGAAUGCAGCUUCAUCUUCACCUCUAAUCAUGAAUCAACGAGACCAUUGGGACCAUGAGUAUGAUUAUAUUAUUGUAGGAGCCGGUUCAGCAGGCUCUGUCUUAGCCAAUCGGCUAUCCGAAGAUGCCUAUAUCAAAGUGUUGCUUCUCGAAGCUGGUGGCAGUGAGAACAUAAUUUCUGACAUUCCAUUGGCAUACCAAAGUUUGCAGCAAACACCUAUGGACUGGAAGUACGUAACCGAACCGCAACAAGCAGCAUGCUUCGGAAUGAAAUCCAGAAGAAGCCUUUGGCCUCGUGGCAAAGUUCUUGGUGGUUGCAGCGUUCUCAAUGUUAACCUAUAUGUUCGUGGAAAUCAGAAUGACUACGAUGAAUGGGCCAAUAAUGGUGCUACCGGUUGGUCAUGGCGGGAUGUGUUUCCGUAUUUCCUCAAGUCCGAAGACAAUCAGAAUAAUGAAUACAUGCUAAAUGGUUACCAUACACGUGGUGGAUAUCUCACCGUAUCACAACUCAAAUACCUGACACCAAUUGGACAGGCUUUCAUACGAGCCGCUCAAUACAUUGGCUAUCCUGUGGUCGAUGUGAAUGGCCCGUACCAAAGUGGUUUCACUGUGCCUCAAGGUACGAUUCGCAAUGGUGCAAGAUGUUCGGCAGCCAAGGCUUUUCUUAAACCCGUUCAACAUCGUUCCAAUUUGCAUAUAUUGACAUUUGCAUUUGUCACGAGAAUCUUGUUCAACGAAGAAAAACGUGCUGUCGCUGUACAAUUUGACCGAUUCAAGCUCAGCCAUCUGGUUUAUGCUCGCAAAGAGAUAAUCGUGAGUGCCGGUUCCAUCAACUCACCACAACUUCUAUUAUUGUCAGGAGUGGGACCCGCCGUUCAUCUCGAAAAACUGGGUAUUUCGAUCAUCUCAGACCUUCCAGUCGGCAAUAAUCUUCAAGACCAUAUAUAUCCUGGGGGCAUCCAUUUUGCUGUCACCUAUCCAGUUACUUUUAGUCAAGAACGGACAUUUAAGCCAACCAAUGUAGCAAAGUACUUCACUUCCGGUACAGGUCCGCUCACCUCUCUUGGUGCAGUAGAGGGACUAGCAUUUGUGAGUACCAAAUUUGUCAACGUCAGCCAGGAUUGGCCUGACUUUGAGAUCCAUCUUUCUUCGGCUACGAUCACCACCGAUAAUGGCAAAUAUAUGCGCAAGUAUAUGGGCGUCACUGACAAAGUUUGGCAACAAGUAUACUCGCCGUAUGUUCAGUACGAUUCAUUCACAUUGGAUCCUGUGUUGCUGAGGCCUAAAAGUCGUGGCUAUAUUCGACUUCGAUCAAAUAAUCCAUACGAACAUCCAAUCAUCGAUCCUCGUUACCUGAGUGCACCAGAGGAUAUUUUUGCCAUGGUUGAGGGCAUGAAGUUGGCAAUAGCCAUCGGUCAAACACCACCUUUGAAGCGUUAUGGUGCUCAUCUAUUUCAGACAGUGUUUCCAGGUUGUGAAGGAUAUUCUUUCAUGGGCGACGAAUAUCUUGCCUGUGUUGCUAGAACUUAUACGGCCACCAUCUAUCACCCAGUUGGAACUUGUAAGAUGGGUUCUAUUGAUGAUGUUACAUCAGUGGUCGAUCCACGACUACGUGUGUAUGGUGUUUCUAAUCUCAGAGUGGUUGAUGCAUCAAUCAUGCCCAACAUUGUAUCCGGCAACACGAACGCUCCAGUCAUCAUGAUCGCGGAGAAAGCGUCAGACAUGAUCAAACAGGAUUGGAUAGGAUAUUGAAUCAACGAGAGAACCAAACCAUUGCCAUUGUAAAUAUCACCAGGUUUACCAUACUGUACAUUAACCAUUUGAUUACGGUCAGACAUUUGUUGUGGAAUAAAAGCUAAUUUCUAUGUGAGACUGACAAGCAUAAUGUUGUUGAUUCAUUAGUAGCCACUAUUAUAAUAAAUUCAAAUUGGCUCUAGA